GAAACCCAAUUCACCAGUGACUCCUCUUCAGUUCACAGUCCAUUUUCUAAAGGGUUCUUCAUCUUCAGCCAUGGCUCUCAGGCAAGGCAAGUGGAUCAAGCUUGAUCAAGGGGCAACUGGGCCUGGAGCAAGAAGCUCACAUGCCAUCACCCAGGUUGGACAAAAAGCCUAUUCCUUUGGUGGCGAAUUCCAGCCACGUGUCCCAGUGGACAACAAGAUGCACGUGUUCGACCUCAAAGAGCUGACGUGGUCUGCAAUUUCCGGCACCGGUGAUGUUCCACCGCCACGUGUCGGUGUGACAAUGGCAACUAUUGGAAAGACCAUUUAUAUAUUUGGUGGCAGGGACAAUGAGCAUAAGGAGCUCAAUGAGCUUUACUCCUUUGACACAUCCACAAACAAUUGGACCCUAAUUUCCAGUGGGGAUGUUGGCCCCCCUCACCGGAGCUACCACUCUGUGACUACCGAUGACCGCCAUGUCUAUAUUUUUGGCGGCUGCGGAGUGGCCGGCCGCCUCAAUGAUCUAUGGGCUUACGACGUUGUUGAUCAAAAGUGGAUCCAAUAUCCAAAACCAGGUGACAAUUUAAGGGGAAGAGGUGGACCUGGACUCCUAGUGGCGCAAGGAAAGAUAUGGGUUGUGUAUGGGUUUGCUGGAGAGGAAGCAGAUGAUGUACACACAUUUGAUCUAGCCCUUAAAGAGUGGAUCCAAGUUGAGACAAGUGGGGAGAAACCAACUGCUCGAAGUGUAUUUUCUACCGUUGCAAUUGGGAAAUACAUAGUUGUAUACGGUGGAGAAGUUGACCCCAGUGACUUGGGUCAUAUGGGUGCUGGGAAGUUUACUGCCCAAGCUUAUGUAUUGGACACAGAGACAUUGUUGUGGAAGCAAUUGGAGGAUGGCUUGAACUCGAGUCAUCAUCCUGGACCUCGUGGGUGGUGUGCAUUUACUGGUGGGGAACGAGAUGGCCGAGUAGGGCUUUUGGUCUAUGGUGGGAAUUCGCCGAGUAAUGAUCGACUUGAUGACAUUUUCUUCUUCACUCCUCAUUUCGAAGCAGAUGAAAAGUAAUCAGCUUAUCGUAUCAUAUAAAGCGAGUGAAGGUGUUCAUCCACUACAUCUCACAGAAGCACUACAUCUCACAGAAACACAAGAACUUAUGUGUUAUAAAUGUGUGUAAAUAAGACCUAGAAAUGACUUUGAUGUCAGGAACGAGGUUGUAUUAUGGAUUUCGAAAACUGUUGAUUUGUGUAUAGAGUAGUUUGAUUAUUUCAUCUUUUGUUCUGUGUUCCAAUCUUCAAGUCUUGCUGCUUUUGAUCUUCAAUUGACAAAAAUAGAUAUAAGCGUUUUAUAAGUUAC
This is a messenger RNA of Fragaria vesca subsp. vesca, 1348 nucleotides long. RefSeq names its product nitrile-specifier protein 5-like. The transcript has 2 exons. Gene Ontology annotation, molecular function: protein binding; enzyme regulator activity. Gene Ontology annotation, biological process: nitrile biosynthetic process. Bases 71 to 1060 code for a protein of 329 amino acids. Gene Ontology annotation, cellular component: cytosol; nucleus. The record is from RefSeq and is a predicted model, not a curated record. Lineage: Eukaryota; Viridiplantae; Streptophyta; Magnoliopsida; Rosales; Rosaceae.